Molecule: messenger RNA, 1279 nt
Organism: Pseudophryne corroboree (corroboree frog)
Lineage: Eukaryota; Metazoa; Chordata; Amphibia; Anura; Myobatrachidae
Product: surfeit locus protein 1
Exons: 9
Coding region: 228-1151 (307 amino acids)
Biological process (GO): mitochondrial respiratory chain complex IV assembly
Cellular component (GO): membrane; mitochondrion
Source: RefSeq, a predicted model, not a curated record
AGCCACAUUGCUGUACAGCAGAGGCUACGAUAACAUGGCACCAUCAUGUGGACCUGAUAUCAUAUAUAGUACUCCGCCCAACUCAGACUACAGCGCCUCGUCUCCAUGGUUUCCAGGGGCGUGCCCUACAUCCUAGUGGGCUAAAGGACCUCAGGGGGAGGAGCCACAACCGUGACCGUCCUCCAGCUGCAGCUCACCCAGUGCUACACCCCCCCAGUGACAGCAGGAUGCUCGGAGUGAGUGUGGUGCUGACCCGGGCACGGCUCCGCGGCUAUGUACUGAGCUCACGAUGUCAGUUUACCGGCCACGUGCCGCCCACCUGUCUAUGGGCUGAAUCUCAGCGACGGCAUCUGAGGAACCAUAAGCUGUAUAUAGGUACUAACGCCUGGUGUCUGAGAAACUUGUCUUCUGCGACGCCGUCAUCUAAAGAAGGUCCACUGAUGAAAUGGUUUCUGCUUCUCAUCCCAGUUGCCACCUUUGGUCUGGGCACCUGGCAGUUACAGAGGCGGAAGUGGAAGCUGAAUCUAAUAGAGCAGAUGGGGUCUCAGUUUGAUUCCAGUCCAAUUCCUCUCCCGGCUGAGCCAGAAGAACUUCAGAAAUUAGAGUUUCAUCCUGUGAAAGUCAGAGGUCACUUCGAUCACUCCAAGGAACUUUAUGUCAGACCUCGCACACUGGUAAAUCCCAAGAAACCAGAUCAGGAGACCAACCGGCCAACCUUCCCAGAGAAUGGGGCUCAUGUGGUCACCCCCUUUCACUGUGCUGACCUGGGAAUCCGCAUCCUGGUAAACAGAGGAUUUGUUCCCAAUAGGAAGCUGUAUCCUGAAACGCGGAUGGAAGGGCAGAUUGAAGGCGACAUUGAUUUGGUUGGUAUUGUAAGACUCCCAGAGACUCGCAAACGAUUUGCCCCUGAAAAUGAUAUCCAGAAGAAUAUAUGGUAUUACCGGGAUUUGGCAGCCAUGGCAGUGGAGACUGGGGCAGAGCCGAUCUAUAUUGAGGCAAAUUCAGCCAGCAGUGUUCCUGGAGGACCCAUUGGAGGACAGACCCGGGCAACGCUGAAAAAUGACCACAUGGAGUACAGCAUAACAUGGUACGCUCUGUGCGCAUGUACUUCAUUGAUGUGGUUCCAGAAAUUCAUCAGGAAAGUUCCUUAGCUCUGAAUCCUGGUCACAUCUGAUGUUACACCACUGGAUGUAUGGAACAGACGGCACACAAAGUAGAUCCGCUUUAUGUAGAAUACUUUAUAUGUACAAAUUGCAAAUAAAAUUUUCAAGUAAAUAAA